Molecule: messenger RNA, 1137 nt
Organism: Cercospora beticola
Lineage: Eukaryota; Fungi; Ascomycota; Dothideomycetes; Mycosphaerellales; Mycosphaerellaceae
Source: RefSeq, a predicted model, not a curated record
AUGUUGGACACCAAUCCGCGACACAUGGUCUAUGAGGAGGGCAAGAUCGCGGACAACGGCCGAGAUAUAGAGUGUCGCAGACUCAUCAAUGAUGUCUUCAGGGAGUACGGCGUACACGACAUCUCGUACAUCUUCAUCCCAUUUCGUCAUCGCAACAAGCAACAAUACAUCAAUCAACAGAUCAAGCUGGUGCUCGAAUCAAUGACGGACGAAGACCAUGUCAUAAUCUUCUUUCAAGGAAGCGCCCACUUUGACGGAGAAAUCGUAGAGAUCCAAGAUGAUGCCGGCCCCAACGCAGAUGGCAUAGGAAACUUCGAUGGCUGCAACUACUCGAUCAUGUUUCAAAAUCACAAAGAGAUCAACUUCUAUCAAAUCUUCGAGAUGAUGAAGGGCAGCGAUGCGAACAUCAAGGCAAAACAAGCGGAGAGAGAUGGCUUGCUUGCCCAGGGCCGCUCGCAACGAGACAUCACUGACGAUGAUAUCGAGGAGCUAGUACUGCAGAAACAUCACGGCGUAAGUGCCAUUGUCGAAUGCGACAUCACGCUCCUCUGGGACGCCUCCUUCCCAGAUAUGAUCGUCAAGGAAUUUCGUCGACCUCGUGGGUGCACAGACGUGAUUGCACGACCAGAAGGCGCCAAAGACAGCCAUGGUAGACCGUUGUCGGGCGAGGACUGGUGGACCAAGCAGCUUGCAAAAUACCUUGCGCAGCUCUUGACCAACUUCGAGCAGACUUAUGGUCACUACACAGCGAAUUUCUCUUUCGUUGAGCUCAUCAAACGCUUUGGGAAGGACAGGCACAACAGCACCCAUCAUUACUUCACGGAUUGCGCCAAGCCGAAAGCCAAAGCCACGAAAGUCAUCUCUCAUCCAGAGAUCUGUUUGGAAGCGCUUCGGGAGGGAAAACUCCAGCACAUACGCAAAGUUCUGCAGGACGUGACUACGCAUACCGAAGCAGAUGAGGAAGCUGAGGAGGAGUCAGCUGCUAUGCCAACGAUUGCGACUGCCUCGCAGAUUCCAGAUCCUAGCCAUGUGCCAAUGGGCGCCGAUGCAGCAUGCCGCCAAACUCCCUCGGCCUUCAGCGACGAAGGAUAUGGCGGUCGCGAUGAGGACAAGAGCUCAUUGUUCAUGCCUAAAUAA